AUGCAGUACUCAGGAAUGGAGACGUUACCGGUGGAGCGAUGCGUGGAUGAUGCGCUGGUGAACGGGAACGCGACAGAGUCCGACCAUGCAAAGAAAAAGAAGAAAAAAAAGAGAAAGAAGAACAAAGGCGCUGUUUGGGCAGGACAAGCAGAACUGGGGGAGGAUGGAGUUGUUGAGGACACGAGGAAGUCACUAGAGCAGCAGAGCUUCGAAGAAAGAGAAAGAGACGAGAACAGGGAAGAAGACGGAGAGGAUGGAGACAGUUCCGCUGGGAACAAAAAGAAGAAGAAGACGAAGAAAAAGAGUGGCCCUAAAACACAAACUGAUCCUCCUUCCGUGUCGAUAUGUGAGCUUUACCCAAACGGAGUGUUUCCUGUUGGAGAGGAGUGUGAAUAUCCUUCCUCACAAGAUGGGCGGAGUGCUGCGUGGCGAAUGAGCAGUGAGGAGAAGCGUGUCCUAGACGAAGCCAGGGAAGACAUGUGGAAUGAUUUUCGCCAGGCCGCAGAGGCACAUCGGCAGGUACGGCGGUACAUGAAGAGCUGGAUCAAACCAGGCCAGAAUAUGAUCGACAUCUGUGAGCAUCUAGAGGAGUGCAGUAGGAGGCUGAUUAAGGAGAAUGGACUGAAAGCAGGUUUGGCUUUUCCCACCGGCUGCUCUCUCAACAACUGCGCUGCUCAUUACACACCCAACGCUGGAGACCCCACUGUGCUGAAGUAUGACGACGUGUGCAAGAUUGACUUUGGCACCCACAUCAAUGGGAGGAUUAUUGACUGUGCCUUUACUGUCACAUUCAAUCCGAAGUACGACCACCUGCUUGAGGCUGUAAAAGACGCCACAGAUACCGGAAUCAAGUGUGCAGGCAUUGACGUGCGUCUCUGUGAUGUUGGAGAGUCUAUACAGGAAGUCAUGGAGUCGUAUGAGGUGGAGUUAGAUGGGAAAACAUACCAAGUUAAGCCAAUCCGCAACCUGAAUGGUCACUCCAUUGGACAAUACCGGAUUCAUGCUGGAAAAACAGUUCCUAUUGUAAAGGGUGGUGAAGCCACCAGAAUGGAGGAAGGUGAGGUGUAUGCGAUCGAGACAUUUGGCAGUACAGGGAAGGGAGUUGUGCACGAUGACAUGGAAUGUUCUCACUACAUGAAGAACUUUGAUGUUGGACAUGUACCAAUCAGGCUACCAAGAGCCAAACACUUGCUGAAUGUGGUAAAUGAGAACUUCGGGACACUGGCAUUCUGCCGGCGCUGGCUGGACCGGCUCGGUGAGAGCAAAUACCUGAUGGCUCUGAAGAACCUGUGCGACCUGGGCAUCAUCGACCCCUACCCACCUCUCUGUGAUGCCAAGGGCUCUUACACAGCUCAGUAUGAACACACCAUUCUGCUCAGGCCCACGUGCAAGGAAGUGGUGAGCCGAGGAGACGACUAUUGACCCAGACCUACGAAUAGCUACAAAUUCUAUA
Molecule: messenger RNA, 1453 nt
Organism: Tachysurus vachellii
Lineage: Eukaryota; Metazoa; Chordata; Actinopteri; Siluriformes; Bagridae
Gene: metap2a
Product: methionyl aminopeptidase 2a
Exons: 11
Coding region: 1-1422 (473 amino acids)
Biological process (GO): proteolysis
Molecular function (GO): metalloaminopeptidase activity
Source: RefSeq, a predicted model, not a curated record